This is a messenger RNA of Nematocida homosporus, 1965 nucleotides long. RefSeq lists its product as uncharacterized. The record is from RefSeq and is a predicted model, not a curated record. The transcript has a single exon. The coding region runs from base 1 to 1965 and encodes 654 amino acids. NCBI's taxonomy places the organism in Eukaryota, Fungi, Microsporidia.
AUGUAUAAUCCAUUCAUUUAUAACCCAUUGCAAAAAGCGGUUAGAUUGGCCGUUUUGCUAUUCCUAGCCGGUUUGUUUAUUCUCAACUGUCGAGCUGCAACAUUACCAGAUCAAAGCACAAUUCCGCAUAUACCAGCCAAUGCCGAGGGCACUGCCGAGCUCGAUUCAGCCCAAAAUGCUCCGCCCACUCUAGACAAACUUGCUACCACAUUUAACUUCGAAUGGGCCAAGGCCCGAGUUCAAGAUAUCACGGACCAAAAGCUUGAACCUUUAUAUUAUAACCAGGUCUGUCAAAUGAGCAUUCCUGUUGGCUCAUCAAAUACCCAACAGUUCGAAGAGACAGGAUUCUAUACCCUAAUAUCCGGUGCUAUAUGCCAAGAACGGGCCAUGCUGGUGGCUUCUUGUUUAGAUAAGCUUUUAGAAUCAAAAGACAUAUGUCCAGCUGAUAAGAACAUUCAUAUGUUAUUAGACAUUAUUAUGCUUUAUACCUUCCUAAUCCAUGAGGAAAACGAAGAUCGUCAGCACCCUCCUAUUAUACCAGAUAGUAUUCCAGAGUACCACACUCUCUUUAUUGAACAUUUUGCCAAACAUAUCUUAGAUUGGGCCCCUGGCCCCAAUGAACUAAUUUGGGCUCUUGAGCAAACAUGCCUCGAUCAAAACACCUAUACCAGUUGUGGCGGCAAUAGAAAGAAUUCUCAUGAUUUAGCGGUCAACCAGACAACCAGUUUCGCGGAUGCCGAAUAUACUAUUGUCCAAAAUCAGCAUUGUAUUGAUGUUUUGAAGCGAUCUCCAGUCAUUAACUACAUCCACCCUCUAAACAUAGCUCUUUAUGUAAAUGGGCUCAAAUAUAUCUAUGAUGCUGAAACUAACAUAUUUGUUAUAGUCCAACACAAUCAAAGCACCCCAGGCCAACCCUCAACUAAACACAUCACCCAAGACAACAAGUGUACCAUUGAGGCCGCUACUCGCUUGAUAAAUGCAAGUAUAGAAGAUGGGUACACUAUAAUGGCAUGCGAUAAAGAGGCUAAAACUUUCAAAAAGAUCUUAGGCCAGUAUCGCAAUCUUCGCGACUUCAAACAAAUCUUUAAGCGAGACCCUACCAGACAUGUUAAGUCAUUUGCUGAGUAUGAUGUCUUAAAGGCUAAACGAGCAAACGAGGCAGAUGAGCAACAGCGAGAGUUUCCCCCUGAAUACUGCUACGAGCGCCGAAGUAUAGCUUUGACCGCUUCUAUUGCAAUCAUAGCGUUAGUUGAGGUUAUUGCCAUCACAUUUUAUGUCGCGUUUUCGGCUCUUGAUCCGAUAGUACCCCUACUGCCAUUCAGCCUCAUCGGGGCGGGGCUGGCUAGCUCUAUACUCAUGCUUUUCCAUACCUCUCCAUUGAGCAACGCCAGAGCUAUGCAUAUGAAAGAGCGGCAUUAUGCAUGCUUCGUCUUUCAAGGCGCGGCGGCUUUUGUUCUAGGAGGCACUGGAGUGUUGAAUUUAGUUCACUGUUACCACUCACCGGGACAAAACGACAUCUUUCCGUACAUGUUAGCUCUCUACUUAUCUGCAGCACUUGUCAUUGCGGCUUGCUUUGUAAUUCGACUUUGCCUUGGUCAUAAAGUCCGGCUAUUAACUCGGCAUGUUUGCACACUACUGUACAUUUCGUCGUUCUGUUUAAUUGUAAGUGUACCUCUCUUGUGUGUCGGAGGAUAUACUUUACAAGCGAGGGCGUUUGCCCAGUCCCAAGUCUUAUUGGUAGCAGCAAUUCUCUUCGCCGCCGGGGCCUUCCUUGAUGUUACGGGACAGUGGUUUGACCGAGAGGUUAUUGAUGUUAUGAAAGAGCGUUCUAUGUGCGCCAGAAAAGUCAAGGCGGUUAAGAUCGCGGGUAUUGCCAUUAUUCUAAUUGUCGUGAUCGGUGUGUCUAUUUUAACAAUAUCUCGCCACAAUCUACUGACCCCCAAUGCCUCUGAUCUCAAGCUCUGA